GAUCUGCUUGCUUCUGCCUCUCUAGUACUGGGAUUAAAGGCAUGUACCACCAUGCUCAGCUAAAAUAAGUACAAAAUUUUAACGACAUUUUUAUGAAUGGUUAGUUGAGUUUUUCUGAUUAUCAAUAAGAAUAUUUAUUGUCUAUUUUUAACAGCUACGUGUUUUGAAUCAUAAAGAGAAUCAGUUAAGUAAGUCAUGUUCAGUUAUCCUUCAGCAUUUGAUGUGAAAGGCUCUUCUAUAGCCUGGGGUAGGAAAAGUUUUAGAACAGGCUAACCCUCUUUUUAGCAAAGGACAGGGGAACAGCCAUGCACCUUCUCUGGUUUGGCAUCCAUCUGCUUAGCUGCUGUGUGUGUGAACUGCUUUCUCUGCCCAUCCUGCCCCUAGCAGUGGUACAUGCAGUGCUCUACUCAGAAGUCACUGUUCUCACUGUGAUUCAUUUUCCUCCUAAAAGUAGAAACUUAUUAUUGUGUAUUGAUGUCGUAGAAUAUAUCUUUGUAGUAAUAGGCUUUCGCUUUUGCCUAUCAGUUGGGUCUGGCUCUACGAGUUCUAGCAGACUGACUGGAAGCUAUAUCCCUUCCUUUUUGAAAAAAGAAAUUGGUUCUGCUAUGCAGAGGGUGCACCUGGCACCUAUUCCAGACCCUUCCCCUGGUUACUCUUCCCUGAAGGCUGUGAGACCUCAUCCUGGGCGGCCUUUUCUCCACACCCAGCCUAGAAGCACUCCUGGGCUGAUUCCACGGCCUCCAGCUGCCCAGCCCGUGCAAGGCAGGAUGGACUGGGCCUCCAAGUACCCAUCCCAUCGAUGACUCUUGAGCUUCAAGGCCAUUCUCUCUCAGAUGACUCUGUCCCGCCUACAGAGCCAUUGGUCCUAUGAAAGCACGAACGCCGAGAGCUGUUCUUCUAAACAGACACAUUUCAAUGUUCUUUCUCUCUAAAUUU
Molecule: messenger RNA, 936 nt
Organism: Nannospalax galili (Upper Galilee mountains blind mole rat)
Lineage: Eukaryota; Metazoa; Chordata; Mammalia; Rodentia; Spalacidae
Product: serine/threonine-protein kinase ICK-like
Exons: 2
Coding region: 306-803 (165 amino acids)
Source: RefSeq, a predicted model, not a curated record